AUGAGGCUUUGUGUGGCUCGACUGUUGGACAGUAAAAAUCCAUCCCUGGACACCAUUAAGAUGCAGGUCUACUUCGAUAUGAAUUACACGAGUCGAGAGGACUUUCUUGAAGAGCAUCACCGGGUCUUGGAGUCCAGAUUGUGUGCUGUUAGUAGAGAAAUUACAGACAACAGAGCAUGCGCUAGAGAAGAACUGGAGAGUCUCUACCGAAAGAUCGUUAGCUAUGUGUUACUGAGGUCUGGGCUGGGAUCCCCCACAGACAUCAAGAUUGUCAGGGAGGCAACAGCUGCCCUGCAGAGUGUUUUUCCUCAGGCUGAGCUGGGGACAUUUCUGACUCUUAGUAAGAAGGACAAAGAGCACCAGCUGAAAGAGCUCACCAUGAUCGUAACUGGAAUUCGGUUAUUUAACAGAGACUGUGGGAAAGGCGGAGAAGGCAUUGAUGAUCUGCCAGCCAUUCUCCACGAAGCAAUCCCAGCCACCACGCAGCAUAUCGACUCCCAGCUUCAGAUUGCCCAGGAACAGGCCUUUCGCUACACAGCCAUCAUCGAGAAAGUGACAACGAACCCGCUCCUGGCCAAAGAGCUUGAGUCCUAUAUGUUAAAGGAAGCGCUGUACAACAUCCGGCAGUACGAGAUCUUCCUUCAGACUGUUUUGUCAGAUAUAAUUACUUGUGCUCAGGAAGUGGAAAUGAUGAUAAAACAAUUAACAGCUCAACUGGAACAAUUAAAAAUGAUAGUAAAAUCAAAAACAGCUGUCCCGACAUCGCAAGUCUUUCCUAUAUUCAUUGCACUGGCCAGCCUGUGGAUGAGCUUCCAGGAUGAGACCGUGCUGAUUAGUGUCCUCAGCAACCUGACCACUAACCUGGAGCUGUUCCUGGGCACUCAUGAGCUUCUCUUUCCCGAGAAGGUGAUCCAGGGCCUUCUGGGUGAUGUCACUGUGAAAAGUGACAUCUUUAGAAUUAAGGAGCACAUAGAAGAAAGAGUACACUUGCCAGAUUUCAGAAAACUGGAUUGGCUUUUUCCAGAAACAACGGCAAAUUUUGAUAAACUGGUAAUUCAGUACCGCGGGUUUUGUGGCUACACGUUUGCUUCAACAGACGGUCUUCUUCUCCCAGGAAAUCCAACCAUUGGAAUUUUGAAAUACAAAGAAAAAUACUACACUUUCAACACCAGAGAUGCUGCACAUUCGUUCGCAGAAAAUCCUGAACAUUACAUUAACCUGAUUAAAGAAAAAGCCAAAAAGAAUGCAGAGCUAAUUCAGCUACUUGAGCUUCAUCAACAGUUCGAAACUCUCAUACCAUACUCUCAGCUUGGGGGUGCGGUCCAUCACGGAGAGGACGGCAUGGCAGCAGGGUCUCACUGCAUCCCUACUCAGGAAGCAGAGACUGAGGAGAGCAGAUGCUCGGCAUGCAUCCUAGAAGCUCCAGCCUACAUCUGAGAGAUAUACUCUAGACAGAAGAGAGGGAAACCUGAAUGCCACAGCUCUCCAGCCUUCUUUCUGGCCACUGGAAUGACAAGUUUUAACUCUGGGAGAGAUUUGUCUUCAAGAUCUUACCUCUCAGUUAUACACAGGUAGACAUGCUUAAGUCAAGCGGCAAAACCCAAAAGGGACAAACCCAGACUCAGAGGCCAAACAGGAAGACUCCAUCUUUGUUCUGCUGCUAAAGUUUAGGGGGUCUUGGGCAGGCCACUCAACAUCUGGAAACAUGGGUUUCUCUUAUACCCAGAAAUUCCUGGACUGCUGACUGGGUUAGUUCAGUUCGUUCUCUCUCUUAAGCUCUCUCUGUCCCUCUCCUCUGUGUUCUACCCUCUCCCCUUCUGCUUCGCAGUGCACACUUAUGUAUAAUAUGAUCUGUAAGAUGAUGUGUGGCUGAGAGUAUAUCCGAGGAUGUGGAAAGAUGUGAGCCUUGUUACAGGAAAUGUUUGUUUCGGGGAGACAAAGUAGAUGUAGGAGGCAGUAAACUGGGCCUUGUGUGUCUUCUUUCGUGCACUUCUGCGAAGUCAAUGUUUUUCUGUAUACCCCUAUUCGUUCAUAAGGAACAGACCAAGAACUAACACGUCUACCACAGCGUGUGAACCAGGCUGGAAACGAUGACUCCUAAGUGUUUAUGGAGAAGUGUUUAUUAAUUCUCCUGAGCCUUUUAAUGCUGGAGAAACAAAAUAAGAAACAGAAUGUUGAGAAGGGGGAUGGAGAUAUGACUGAGAAUACAACAUGGACCUUCAGAAGUGUUUGUAAAUUUCAAUCCCUUAUAUAUAUGUUAAAUACUUGAGUACUUAUGCUACCAGUUUUCUUAAAUCUCUCUCUCUCUUUCUGUCUCCUUCCCUCCUUCCCUUCUUCCCUCUUUUUCCCUCUCCCUUCUACUCUCAUUCCUACCAAUAUUUGAUAUAUCUCCUAAUAAAACCAGGAAAA
This is a messenger RNA of Microtus oregoni (creeping vole), 2409 nucleotides long. RefSeq names its product cilia- and flagella-associated protein 206-like. The record is from RefSeq and is a predicted model, not a curated record. Gene Ontology annotation, biological process: regulation of cilium beat frequency; sperm axoneme assembly; regulation of flagellated sperm motility. Gene Ontology annotation, cellular component: axoneme; ciliary basal body. The transcript has 11 exons. Lineage: Eukaryota; Metazoa; Chordata; Mammalia; Rodentia; Cricetidae. Bases 1 to 1437 code for a protein of 478 amino acids.